Mesorhabditis spiculigera is the source of this 3933-nucleotide messenger RNA. Lineage: Eukaryota; Metazoa; Nematoda; Chromadorea; Rhabditida; Rhabditidae. The record is from the annotation of a GenBank genome assembly.
AUGUGGAAAAUUGUCGAGGAAACGCCGAAGAAGUACGACAUCGCACUCAUCUUCGAGCCGCCCUCUGAAUGGGGCAUCAGACUGCACGUUGAUGGACCGAUCGACUGGGUUUGCAAGAUUGUGCCCACCGCCGCUCAAUUGCCACGCUGGGCCCUUCUGAAGUCUGACCCUACGAUAGCACCUCCAGCAGCUUCUCAAGACAAGAGGGAGUAUACGGCCCGCGCGAGGUAUCUCCGUCUCUUCCUCAACAAUUCCUCCGUCAAGUCGUUUACGAGCCUGAUGUGCUGUUACGGGAACAACUUCUGGUCCUCGCUGAAUAUGAAGGUGGAAGAGCUGUGCAAUCCGCUGGAUGUGCCCUCGUUCUUUGAGCUGCAAGGAAUUAUCGACCACUUCAAGCCCUCCCGUUUCGUCGCCCACCGAUUCUUGCUGAUCGAGCAUGGCCAGAAUGAAGCGCGCGACAAGUUCUUGCAAAGCCCCACGGUGCGCUCGCUGGAGAUGUUGCACGUCUCCUUUUACUUCAUCGGCGAUAUCCGCUGUCUGUCCCAUAUCCGCGCCAAGGAUUUGCUGAUCGCCAUGAACAAGGCACGGGAUAUCGGCGACUGGCCAAUCGUGCUCCAUUUUGUGUCGAGUCGCGUUUGGCGUUGGCUGGAUGGGACGGAUGAAAUCGACAAAUUCGCUCUGAUCAUCACGGAGUUUGGCCACAUUCACCAGCUGCUGACAUACUACCUGGACAAUCUGUCUCCUGCUACAAUUGGAUGGGUCGAUCGGACAUACCCCGGCAUGUAUCUCAUCGGAAGGGCCAGUGAUGGCCAAGCCUUGCUCGCCUAUUUCCACAGCGUCGAGGGAUAUUUCUUGCUACUCCGCUGCGACUACAAUUUCAGGCGCGGGCGCUGCCUCGGAAGUUAUCAGCAAAACGGACGGACCCUCCGCAACAUUGCCGAGCUGAUCGCCAAAUGGGACCAACAGAUGAAGCGGAACCCGAAACGAGUUCGCGAGGUCAAGGCAAAGCUGAAAAAGGAGUGCGCCAAGUUCAACGAGUACAACAAGGGCGCCACCACGAUCGACUUGAUGACGGAUUCGCUAUGGCGUACGAAAGAUGAGCGAGGAGUGUCUUGGGGACCCCAGACUCUCCACCUUCUGCGUUGCCCGCUUUACCCGUUAGACGCAUCCGUUCGGCACGCCUACCAAUUGACGAAAGCCUACGAAGAGAGGGGAGUUCUGCCAGAGGUCGACGAAUUCAGGCCGGCCACCGACGAGUACAUCAAGUUUUGGAAUGGCCACUUUAAUCAAUACAUCACCGAUUAUGGUUCGCCGCUGAUCGCCGGCUGUGACGACAAGCAAUAUUGCUUCUACCGCUCAAUUUGUCUCCGACUCUUCCUUACUAAUUCCACUGUUUUUGAGCUCCGCGGUGUACGUCUCUCCUAUGGACUCGAGUUUUGGGCGUCGUUGAAUAUGAAAGUGACGCGAAUCUCCUAUCCGGACGGGGUCCGUACGAUUCCGCAGCUCCAGCAAUUUAUUGAUCACUUCAAACCUACGCAGUUCAUCAUGUUUCCAAAGUCGGAGGAUACUCCACUUUGUCAGCGUAACCCCACCCAGUUCAUCCAGUUCUUGCGCAGCCCAGUGGUGUGUUCGAUGGAGAAGCUGCACAUCGGAGUCUACUCUGACUUUCUCGACGAUAUGCACGACAUCAAGGCCAAGGAUUUGUUCAUCAAUUGGAAUAUCUUGUAUGGUAAAAGGGAUCCGGGACCCAAGAUUGGAUACUUGACGCAAAAGAUCAUGGCUUGGCUUGCGGGCAACCUUGAAAUUGAAAAAUUGCAAAUCUGGUCGAAUCUGAAAAGGGGAGCGCAAACUCGUCGACAUUGCAUUGACCGCUUCCUCCUUCGUGAAAUUGGAAAAAUCGUUAGGAAAGACGAGAACAUGCAGCUGAUCGUCAGGGCCAGUGAUGGACAAGCCUUGAUCGCCUACCUCGAUAGCAAGGAGAAUUGUUACAAUUGUUUCUACCUGAUCCGAUGCGAUUACAAAUUCCGAUGGGCUCGCCCGGCCGACAGCUACGAACGAAAUGCCGAGUCCCUUCGCCGCAUCCGCAAAUUCAUGCGUCUCGCUUCGCGACUGUCGGAGCAAAAUCCGGAACUGUCGGGUGAUGUGUUGGCCAAGCUGAGGGGCGAGUGCAUCAAGUUCAACGCGUACAACAAGGGCGCCACGAAAAUGGACUUGAUGACGGAUGCGCUUUGGCGCCCAAAAAGCGUGCGUCGCUCGCCGUGGGGAUGGUGCGACGAUGGGGGCAUGCUGCAUGAUAUCUUGUUCCCGAUCGACAUCUCGACUCGGCACGCCUACGAUUUUACGAAGGCUUUUGAAGAGCGGGUCUUCUUCCGAGUUUUAUUUGACAACUCGACGAUUGACGAGUUCGUCGACGCGCCCCUCUCGUUCGGCAACGAAUUUUGGUUCUCGUUGAACAUGAAAGUGACGCGGUUCACGGAGCCGAAAGCCGCCGCAUCCGUCGCUCAACUACAGCAGUUUCUCGUGUACUUGUACUUCGUUGCAGUUUUAAAACACUUCCAACCCACCGAGCUCAUCUACAACCAUUUGUUCGUCGAUUUCAUUGCCCGGGUGGCCGAAUGCGAGCGAUUUUUGAGGAGCGACUUUAUCCGCGGGCUGGAGAAGCUGCAUCUUUUUUGCGGUUAUGGGAAAUGUGGAAUGUCUGUUAUCGACUCGGGCCAAAGAUUUCCUCAUCGGCAUCACCGGAUUCACCCCAGGGCCCAUCUCAACAGCAUAUUCGCCUUUUUGCUGCGCAGGAUUUCGGAUUGGCUGCACGGGGACGAGGAAAUUGACAAGAUCCAAAUAUGCGCUGGCAAGGACAUUGAGGCCGACAAGAUUUUCGGGCGCUUGGUUAACAGGGUUGCGGCGCGGAUGACGAGCGAUAUCGGCUGGAUUGACCGCACGUACGAGGGAAUGGAGCUCAUUCUCAGGGGACAAGCGUUGCUGGUAUUUUGGGACGACGCCGACGGCUUUUUCUAUCUGAUACGGUGCGAAUAUAAUUACAGACGUGGUCGAUGCCUCGGAAGUUUUCAACGAAACGAGGACUCGCUGCGGCGGAUUCGCCAGUUGAUGAACCUAUCAAAGCAGCUGCUCGAGCGCAACGCGGAACUGGCCGAAAAUGCGAAGGAGAAGCUGAAAAACGAGUGCAUCAAGUUCAACGCGUACAACAACGGCGCCACGACGAUCGAUUUGAUGACGGAUUGGAUCUGGCGUCCGAAAGGGGAGCGUCGAUCGCCGUGGGGACUCGUUGAUCGAAUCAUCCUCCAUGAUAACGUUAAUCGGGUGGACUUUGCCCUUCUGCACGCCUACCGAUUUGCGAAAGCCUUCGAGGAGAGAGGGGAUGUCUUCAAAUGUGAUAUUUAUGGAGCUGGAUGGGUUGUGUUGGAUAUGGUGAAUAGGAGUAAACCCGGAAGCAAGGAUAUUGCUGGGAUAUUACCGGAUGGAAUGUCGCAUUUGACGGGGCUGCGGCUGCUUGUUUUAGGAUGUACCAAGGAUCAGGUCGAGGAACGCUUCGAUGUACAACAAGCGCUACUACACUCUAUGAAAAUGAUUGAGGCCUUUGCGUCGUUCGAUCGGUUGCCAGAUGUGAAUCCACAUAGCUCAAAAAUCGAGCCGCCAUAUGGAUUGUAUGGAAUGGGGCUUGAAGCUUUGCUACCGGCCGAGCUGCUCACAGCCCCGGGCGUCUCGUCUUGGUUCCUCGAUUCGACACGCGACACGGGAAAGACUUCAAAGCCUGAAAAAUCGGUGGAAACCCUGGGCCCACGAGAAAGGUUGGCUGAUCUGAAACCGAUGCUCGAUGCGAUGGCGGAUUAUUAUCAGGAUUAUGAUCGUGUUAGCGGUGGCGUGGACCCAGAGGUGAUGCAGCCUUUGAUAGCUGAGUUUUGGAAGACGAUUACG